AUGCUUCUCCUCCCGCUCUCCAUGCUGCUCCUGCUCACACAGCCCUGGAGAUCCCUGGGAGCAGAAAUGAAGAUCUAUUCCCAGAAAACAAUGGCCAACGCCUGUACCCUGGUUAUGUGUAGCCCCCUGGAGGGUGGCUUGCCUGGUCGUGAUGGACGAGAUGGGAGAGAAGGCCCCCGGGGGGAGAAGGGAGAUCCAGGUUCACCAGGACCUGCAGGACGAGCAGGAAUGCCUGGACCAGCUGGCCCCAUUGGGCUGAAAGGGGACAAUGGCUCUGCUGGAGAACUUGGACCAAAGGGAGACCCUGGACCACCUGGCUGGUCCUUUUCCCCAGGGCCUCCAGGCAUGCCUGGUCCAGCUGGGAGAGAGGGUCCCUCAGGGAGACAGGGGAGCAUGGGACCUCCGGGCACAUCAGGCCCCAAAGGAGAGACUGGGCCCAAAGGAGGAGUGGGUGCCCCAGGCAUGCAGGGCUCCCCAGGCCCCUCAGGUCCCAAAGGAGAGAGAGGUGCCCCUGGUGAGCCCGGAGCCCCUGGACGUGCUGGGGCGGCAGGGCCUGCUGGAGCCAUAGGUCCACAGGGGCCUUCAGGUGCCAGGGGCCCCCCAGGACUGAAGGGAGACAGAGGUACUCCUGGAGAAAGAGGAGCAAAGGGUGAGAGUGGGCUUGCAGAGGUCAAUGUUCUCAGGCAGCAGGUGGCAGUCUUAGAGGGACACCUGCGACGCCUCCAGAAUGCCUUCUCUCAGUAUAAGAAAGCGGUGCUCUUCCCUGAUGGCCGGAGUGUUGGGGAGAAGAUCUUUAAGACAGCAGGCUCUGAGAAAACGUUUCAGGAUGCCCAGCAGAUCUGCACACAGGCUGGAGGACAGUUGCCCUCUCCACGUUCUGCAGCUGAGAAUGAGGCCCUGACUCAGCUGGCCACAGCCCAGAACAAGUCUGCUUUCCUAAGCAUGACCGACUCCAGGAAGGAGGGUACUUUCAUCUACCCCACGGGGGAGCCCCUGGUCUAUUCCAACUGGGCCCCCCAGGAGCCCAACAAUGAUGGUGGCUCAGAGAACUGUGUGGAGAUCUUCCCCAAUGGCAAGUGGAAUGACAAGCUCUGUGGAGAGCAGCGCCUCGUGAUCUGCGAGUUCUGA
Molecule: messenger RNA, 1128 nt
Organism: Rangifer tarandus platyrhynchus (Svalbard reindeer)
Lineage: Eukaryota; Metazoa; Chordata; Mammalia; Artiodactyla; Cervidae
Source: the annotation of a GenBank genome assembly